Messenger RNA from Xyrauchen texanus (razorback sucker), 4958 nucleotides. RefSeq names its product BMP2 inducible kinase (gene bmp2k). Bases 747 to 4016 code for a protein of 1089 amino acids. NCBI's taxonomy places the organism in Eukaryota, Metazoa, Chordata, Actinopteri, Cypriniformes, Catostomidae. The transcript has 16 exons. The record is from RefSeq and is a predicted model, not a curated record. Gene Ontology annotation, biological process: protein phosphorylation. Gene Ontology annotation, molecular function: ATP binding; protein kinase activity.
AACUUUAUCAUCAGUGUGUGACUGGGGGAGUUCCAGAGCACGAGGAAGCGCUCCGAUAGAUAUAAAAGAAAAACCGUCGCUGCUCGGUUUGAAGUAUUUUGGGGGGAUUAUUGGUUGUAAUAUUUUAUCAUACACGGUGUCUUAAUGCAAAUAGAGGAAGCCAGUCAGCUAGCUGGCUAUCUAAACUAUCCGAAGGGGAAGUGGCAGCAGUCAUCGCUUCAGAGUUUCGCCAUCUGGCUCAACGGCUAGCCUAGCCUUCGCCUAACACACCCACUGUCUGCCUGUUUGUCGUUCACGCUGGUUUCAAAUAAGCUGGACUUCAACCAGCUCCGGUUUUUCGCUCAACUUAAAGGCAUGGUUUGGCUAAAAAGAGCAUUUGGCUGUUGUUAGCCAGCUAGCGAGGCGAAUGGUCUAUACAGCUUCCACACUGGCUCGCUAGCCAGCCGAAACUAGAGUCGGCCUGACAAUACAGCGGCGAGGAUCAUUCGUGCUGUUGCACUCAUUAACAACAGACUGCUUCACUGAAGGGUUACUUCUAAGCAGUUGCAGCUCUGAUUUUGGUAGAAAUAGGAAGCAUUCAGUUACGCCUUUCUGGUACUGGCGCAUCUCUGGAGAGCAGAUCUCUCUCUCAGCAUGCAGGACAAAAGACUGGAGAUGAGCAGAUUGGAGUUUUAAUCACCUUUGUCUGUUUGGAACUGUCUUAAGUGACUGUCCAUUUGGGGGAAGUCAGGAACACGGAGGCAAGAAUGAAGAAGUUUUCCCGUAUGCCAAAGUCAGAGAGCGGAAACCUCGGGGGUGGGUCUGCAUCUGGCACUGGAAGCAGCAACUACAUUGGAAAGGUUUUUGCUGUCGGUCGAUACCAAGUCACGGUGGAAGAGCUGAUCGCUGAAGGAGGUUUCUCCAUGGUGUUUUUGGCCCGCACACACAGUGGAGUAAGAUGUGCCCUGAAAAGGACGUAUGUAAACAAUAUCCAUGAUCUAAACAUCUUCAAGCGGGAGAUCACAAUCAUGAAAGAGUUGUCAGGCCACAAGAACAUUGUGCGCUAUCAGGACUCAACCACCAACACAGUGGGAGACAGUGUAUGGGAGGUUCUGAUUCUUAUGGAGUAUUGCAAAGCUGGUCAGGUGGUGAAGCAGAUGAACCAGCGACUUCACAUAGGAUUCACUGAGGCAGAGGUGCUCGGCAUGUUCUGUGACACCUGUGAAGCUGUUGCCAGACUCCACCAGUGCAAAACUCCAAUCAUCCACAGAGACCUGAAGGUAGAAAACAUCCUCCUAAAUGACAUGGGAAACUAUGUCUUGUGUGACUUUGGAAGCGCAACCCAUAAAGUGCUGCUUCCACAUAAAGAUGGAAUAACCGCCGUGGAGGAUGAGAUCAAGAAAUACACGACUCUGUCAUAUCGUGCCCCAGAGAUGAUUAACUUGUACCAAGGGAAAGCCAUCACCACAAAGGCUGAUAUUUGGGCACUUGGUUGCUUGUUGUACAAGCUGUGUUUCUUCACACUUCCAUUUGGGGAAAGUCAAGUCGCCAUAUGCGAUGGAACCUUCACUGUUCCGGAUGGUUCCAAAUUCUCUUCGAAAUUGCACUGUUUAAUCAGAUACAUGUUGGAGCCUGACCAAGAAAAGAGACCUGACAUCUAUCAAGUUGCUUACUUUGCCUUUCGGUUAGCUGGAAAAGAGUGUCCAGUGCCAAAUCUCUUUAACUCUAACCUCCCUAGCUCCUUGCCAGAGCCCUUUACUGCUAGUGAUAUUGCUGCUAAGAAGAGCCUGACGAAAGCAAGAAUAACAGAUUCAGUUGGACCAACAGAAACAUCAAUUGCACCCAGGCAAAGACCAAAAGCUGCAAAUAGUACUGUUUUGCCUUUGUCCAGCUCUGUAACUCCUAUGAAAAUGACUGUACCAUCAGGUACGGUCAGUAAUGGCCAGAAAGAACCUGGAAAUGGGCAGCAGUCGACUGGACAGCUGCUGAGCAGUAGUCAACAGAAAAGAGUAUUACAGCAGCUGCAGCCUGGAGACCUCAGACUACAACAGUUACAUCAUCAUCAACAACAACAACAGCAGCAGCAGCAGCACAAUAUGCACCACCAUCAACAGCAAGUCACUGCACAGCAGCUACAGUACAUGCAACAGUAUCAUCAGGCCAUGCAGCAGCAGCAGAUGAUGAUGCAGCAGCCUAUAUAUCAAGCCCAGCAGCAACAGCAGGCUCACUACACUGCCCUGAUGCAUCAGUACCAGCAUGCCUUUGCCCAGCAGCAGCGUGCUUCAUUACAACAGGUGCCCUAUAUCUCCCCUCUGGAGUUCCAGGCCCCACUGGGCUCCUAUAACCCUGUCGGACCUUCCCCAGUAGAGACCCCCUUUGCUAAUAUCAGUAGAAACCCAGUGUCCACUGUUGAUGUCAUGAGCCCUCCUCUCCAGACUGUCAGUAACCCUCCUGAUAUGUCUGGCUGGAACCCAUUUGGAGAGGACAGUUUCUCCAAACUCACUGAGGAGGAGCUGCUUGAUCGAGAGUUUGACCUUCUCAGAGCAAAAAAGCCAGUAGAGAGAUCUGUCAGCAUGGUGGCCAGCAGCACAGACAGACAACAGCCGGUACUGCAGCCCUCACACCCUGAGGAUCCUUUUGGCUCUGUGCCCUUCCUGGCCAACGCAGGAGCUGGUGUGCACGCAGCGGAGCAUCCAACUGAGAAUCCCAGUGUUGCUGUUGCUGCACUAACAGCCAUGCCAGAUGCAACCCUGCCAUCUGUCAAGGAACAGAAACCUGCCAAAAAAAGUAGAUCCACUAGUUUACUGCCUCAGAAAGCAGGGGAGGAAUCGGAUAGUGAUUUUGAGUCCGACCCACCCUCUCCUAAAAGCAGUGACGACGAGGAGGUAGAAGAGGAGGAAGGUCUUAACAGUGAACAUGAAGACACUGAGCCUGAGAACCUGGGUCAGAGGCCAUUACUCAUGGACUCUGAAGAAGAUGUUGAGGAAGAGGAAGACAAACCUAGCUCAGACUCAGACUGUGAUCUAAGGAAGACAAAACUUCAGUCAGUGAGGCAGUCAGAUGACAAGGCUGCAGUUAAUCUUACGGGAAUUGUGAAAUCUGAAUCUAGAGCCAGUAUGAUUAAUCCUCCCGAUUCGCCAAGUCUCACCAUACCUGCUGCAGACAUUGUGGAUAUUUUUGGUGCUAUUCCUUUUGUUGGCAGCGGUCAGCCCAGAGUGUCACCAGAGAGCAUAGAUAUUUUUUCCAAAGCCCCUUUUAGGCAGGCAAGCCAGGACAAUGCUGUGGAAGAGACUGAUGUAUUUACCAAAGCUCCUUUUAACAGAAACCUCUCCAGGUCCAGCAGGAGUGGCGAUGGUCCCAGCGGCCAGACGCCACCCGUUUCCCCUGACAGCGUGGAUGUGUUUGGCUUCUCACCUUUCCAGCCCAGCCACAAAAUAGCCACCUCUAGAAACCAGGAGGAUAUUUUUGGUCAAGCGCUUUUUGAGGAAGCAGCAAGCCCCCAGCAACAGAGGCAAAAACAGCGCAGCCUUCAAAAACUUAAUUCACGGCAAAGGCGCACCAAGCAAGAGGCCAGUGUCAACAAUGGGAAGCGGCACCACGGCACACCCACUGGUGGUAGGAAGAGCAACAAGCCCAGUUUCCGUACCCCUGAACGGGUGAGAAGGCACAAGAAGGUUGGCAGAAGGGACUCACAGAGCAGCAAUGAGUUCCUCAGUACAUCUGACUCGAAAGAGAACAUCAGUAUAUCUCUGGGGGAGGUGAGGGAAAAAGGGGCUGCACUGCCCACUGAGGAUGCCUUGUUGGAUCCGUUUGGUGCCAAGCCAUUUCCUCCACAAGAUGGCAGUCGAUACAGUCAGACCCAGAGCUUGGGAGACAAUAAAAGUGGGACCAGCUCCCUACAUGUAUUUGAUGGAAAUAAAAUAGAUGACUUUGGUGCUGUACCUUUCACAGAACUGGUGAUACAGAGUGGAGCUCAGCAAACCCCACAGAUGGAUGUUGACCCUUUUGGAGCUGCUCCUUUCCCCUCAAAGCAGUAAAUGUCUUGUCUUCCAGCACACUUGCAAAGAUAGUCUGCAAGGAUGCAGCUAUAUUUAUGCAAUGUAGAAGCAGCCUUCUGAAAUUUACUGAAUCGGUGGCAGCUUCUUUGUUUAUGUGCAGCCAUUAGCCUUUCAAUUAGAUAACAUACAACUUUUGUAGAUUUUGAAGUUUUAAUACUUAACUGGACAGCUAUAACACCUUUUUCAUUUUGGUAACUUAAACCUGUGGUGUAUAUGGAUGUUUUUGAAUAGGCUUUUGAAGCAUAUCCCUUAGCCUUUACUCGCAAGUAAGCCCUUUAAGCUGCAUCUCAAUAUGCGCUUAGUCAACAAAAUGGUGACUGUGUAUAAUCCUUCGUUUAAAUAGAAUGAAGAGGAGAACAAUACCAAUUUAAUAAGUUUGUAUUCCAUCACUGACCUCUAAGCUAAAAUUUGAAUGUAGGUAAUAUCUGCAUGAUCCACCAUUAAACACCAUGAAGCCUUAUAUGGGUAUGCCCCACCCUGCUUUACAGUACCUUUUAUUCACAGUGGCUGUUGUAGCCCAUUUGUGUCAAUGGAAUCAUCGGAGUGUAGGCCUUCUCCAUUUUAAUUUCAUUUACACAGACCAUUUUUAUGCAGAUUUUUACACAUUUAAAGGAAUAGGUCACCCAAACAUUUAAAUUUGCUGAUAAUGUACUCCAUUAUUUUGAUGCACCCUAAAUAUACAUUUUGGACUGUCAAAAAAUGGAGUACAUUUAAUAUUUUAAAUCCUUAUGUUGUGACAAUGUUCUUUCAACAUACAUGCAUGAAAAAAUAUGGCCAUACCAGUUAACAUGCAGUUCAUCUUACUAUGGUGUUGAAUAUGAUGAAAACAAUAGACUUAUAAUUAACAUUUUAUUAACUAUGCUCCCAUAUUAUUAUUCCCCAAGGUGACCUUUAAAUGCAGAUAUAUGUUCCACUGUCUGU